Molecule: messenger RNA, 534 nt
Organism: Eutrema salsugineum
Lineage: Eukaryota; Viridiplantae; Streptophyta; Magnoliopsida; Brassicales; Brassicaceae
Product: F-box/kelch-repeat protein At4g38940
Exons: 1
Coding region: 1-534 (177 amino acids)
Molecular function (GO): protein binding
Source: RefSeq, a predicted model, not a curated record
AUGGUGGUGUUCAAUACAGCAACACAAAUGUGGGAGCCUGAGAUUAUAAAGAUAGACUUUGGCCUAGGUUACACGUGGCUUGGUUGUGUGGUGAUGGCUGAUAAAUUUUACAUGAGGGAUAAUGAGAACAGCUUUGUUUACGACCCAAAGGAAAGAAAAUGGGAAAAGGACGAGAUGUUGAAUUCUAAUAAGUGGAUGCAUGCGUGUGUAGUUGAUGACGUAUUGUACAACCACUAUACGGACGAGAAGGAGAUAAGAGCGUAUGAUCCAAAGCAAAGGUGUUGGAGAGUGGUGAAAGGUUUGGAAGAGUUGUUUUCUGAGAGGAUGGAAUUUUCAAGGACUGUGACUUACGGUGGGAAACUGCUUUUGCUUUUUUCUAAAGUGUUCAGAAAGAAACCAUUAGAGAUUUUCUAUGUGGAGAUUUCAUUGGAAAGAAAUCAAAGAAGAGAGAUUUGGGGUAAAGUUGAGUGGAGUGAUCAUGUUUGGAAUGCUGUGAAGUUUGACUGGAAUAAACCUUUAGCUGUUGUAGUUUGA